Molecule: messenger RNA, 1277 nt
Organism: Vanrija pseudolonga
Lineage: Eukaryota; Fungi; Basidiomycota; Tremellomycetes; Trichosporonales; Trichosporonaceae
Product: Acyltransferase LovD
Exons: 3
Coding region: 33-1277 (414 amino acids)
Source: RefSeq, a predicted model, not a curated record
CCUCCUUUACUCUCUGCUACAUACACACCACCAUGCCCACGCCCACGCUCUCUGCCGCCGCAAAGGCCAAGCUCGACGCGCUCCUCCACACGAGCGUGGCGCAGCCCGAGACCCCCGCGUUCGCAUUCGCCGCCGCCACGGCCGACGAGCUGCUCUACUUCAACUCUGCGGGCGAGCGGGUCUGGGGAUCCCCCGACAAGGGCCAGGUGGACGACACGACGCUGUACCAGCUCUACUCGAUGACCAAGCUCGUGACUGCCGUCGCGGCGCUGCAGCUCGUCGACGAGGGCAAGCUCGAGAUCGACGACGGGGCGAUCAUCGAGCAGACGCUCCCUGAGCUCGCAGCGCGCCCGAUCCUGAGCUAUGACGCCGACGGCAAGGAAGUCCUCACGGCGCGCAAGAACCCCAUCACGCUGCGCCGGCUCCUCUCGCACACGUCGGGACUGGGAUACACGCUCUUCGACCCGCGCUACGUCCGCUGGAUGAAGGACCACGGCAAGCCACAAACCUUGUUCAUGUCGGCCGGGGGCGGGCUCGGCGCGCUCGAGAUCCCGCUCCUCUUCGAGCCGGGCACGUCGUUCGUGUACGGCGUCGGUAUCGACUGGGCCGGCGUGCUCGUCGAGCGGCUCAGCGGGCUCUCGCUUGAAGAGUACUUCCAGCAGCGCAUCUUCAAACCGUUGGGCAUCAAGAGCCUCACGUUCCACCUGACGCAGGAGUACAUCGACGGCCUGCAGGCCGUGACUGACCGCAACGCCGAGGGCAAGCUGCACCUCGCACCGAGCCUGCGCGAGGUCGUCCCGCACACGAUGAAGCAGUUCCACGGCGGAGACGGCCUGUACGGCACGGCCAAGGACUACGUCCGCUUCCUGCAGGGCGUGCUCGCGUCCGCCAAGCCGGGCGGGCUUGUCUCGCCAGAGAGCUACAAGUGGCUGUUCACCAACGUCCUGCCUGAGCGCGAGGGCACAACGGUGUACGAGGGCCUCACGGGCUUCUUGUCCCUCCUGCCCGUCGACAAGACGCUGCUCGCCGACACGGGCAAGGCGCUCGGGUACUCGCUCAGCCUGCAGCUCAACACCGUUGAAAGCGCGUAUGGACGCAAGGCGGGCAGCGCGAGCUGGGGUGGGGCCGCCAAGACGAUGUACUGGAUCGACCCGGUGACGGGCGUCAUUGGUGCCGUGUUCACCCAAGUCCUCAAUGGCAACCCUCUCGCCUCCACCGACUAUGUUAACAACGUCUACUACAACUUUGAGCGCGAGCUCUACAACGUGUUGGAGUAG